CGAGACAUCGCGACAACUUCAGCUUCAGCUUUACGGCAGUGCUGUACGUGAGCACGCGCAAACGCGGCGCUUCGUUGCAUCUUUCUCCCCGAAUCAGUACUUGAACGCAACGCUCAGAAGCCUCGACACCGGACGUCCACGACUGCUUGCUUGCCGGGGGAAAAGCAAGCACUUGUUAAAUCUUCGCGUGCGGACGUUCAAGCUUCUCAAGCGAGCGGAAGUUUAGCUUAGUUUAGCUUAGCUCAGUUUAGCUUAGCUUGCUCGAAGCCAACAAAGUGACGCCGUUGUAAGCGACGCGUCGCUCAGCAGACAAAAAUGUGUGAAAAAAGCGUGAAGAACGAAGAGUGCGCGGAUGAAAUUUGUCGGACGAAAGUGAGCGAACGGCAACGACUGGGCGCCGUUUGCAAGCUGCAACCUCCAAACUCGUUACACGCAGCAGAUCUUGGUCCUGAGCAGCAGGAGCCAAAGCACCCCCACAUCAAAGAGGAAGAUGCCCAAGAGCUGCCCUACGUUAAAGAGCACGAGGAUGAAAUCACAAAGUUUCCAUCGCCUGCUGUCACUGUGAAGAGCGAAGACGUUAAUGGAGCCCACUGCGCUGGACCCCAAGUCGACGGCCUCUUAGCUCCGCUCUCGGAUAGUGACGACAUAACGUCGCACUCUUCUGACAAUGAUGCGGAUGAACAUUCUACAGCUCCCUCCGCAGUGUCCCGUGUUCCGGGGGCCGAGCAGAAUGAAGACGACGCGGGGGUCGGUGGAAGCAGCGAGGUGACGGCGGACGGCAGCGGGGAUGUAACCGACCGGCGGCCGGCCGGCCGAAGACGAGUUAGACGGCGGGGGAACUGGCAGCGGGUGAACGCUCCGUUCCUGGAUCUCCAGCGAGGUGGGUUUGAGAUGCUGGAGCAGGAGCUCGGCACACUCAAUACCCACCUCCGGAGCCUCCAGAGCGACGUUCUCCCGCUGCUUACGUCCAUCAACGGCACCCUCCAACAGAUCGCUGAUGCAGCAGAGCAGCUGGCUCCGCGGCCGGCGCAGAACCCGCUCCAGCCCAGGCGGUCUCUGCGAAGAAGACGGGGGCAGAGAGUGGCGAGUGGAAAAGGGGGCGGGGGGAGUCGUGGAACUAAUUGCUGAUGAAUAAACACAAUUACUUUUGUCCUCACGUGUUGACGCCGCAUUCAUGAAACCAGAUUCCAGAUUCUAAAGAUGGAAAACCGCCCUAACCGCCUUCACUUUUACAGCCACCGGGCGAGCGAAGGGAAGCUGUGUGGUGCACGGGGUCAUUGGUCACUAUGCGACAGAUGAGUUGCGUCACAUCCCUGGACACGUGCAGCCCAGUUCUGUGACAGUUGAAGAGGGGAGAUGAAGCGAUUGGUAUAAUUAAACGUAUGACGCUCAGACAAUUUUUCUCUUGCCCACAGCUUUUAUAUCACAGCGUCAUGCAAAUUUGUCACUCGUGUCCACUCUUGCCAACCCAAUCAAGCCAAUAUUCACCUGCUCGCCCACGUCGCAACGAGUGUGCGACAUGUACCGGAGAAAAAGGGGGAAAUCAUUUAGAUGAACCUGUAUUUUAUAUUUUAUUAAAUCGUGAUACAUUCUGCUGCUCAGACUGGGAGCCGUCCAAUUCAGGGGUUUGGAAAGUACCCAACACUUUAUUGAACUCAUUCACUGCCAGCCUCCCCAUUUAACAUGGAUGUUUGACUUCUAAAGCCGUCAAUGGCAAUGAACGUGUUAAUAAUGUGCCCCGCCGAGCAUUGACAAUAUCAAGACUCACAAAUAUUUGUUCAUGUAGCCAAUUCUCCUAAAAUAGGUUCAUUAAAUAUAUUUUCAUUUUA
Molecule: messenger RNA, 1829 nt
Organism: Phyllopteryx taeniolatus (common seadragon)
Lineage: Eukaryota; Metazoa; Chordata; Actinopteri; Syngnathiformes; Syngnathidae
Exons: 3
Coding region: 316-1128 (270 amino acids)
Source: RefSeq, a predicted model, not a curated record